Messenger RNA from Sphaeramia orbicularis (orbiculate cardinalfish), 2650 nucleotides. RefSeq names its product caspase 3, apoptosis-related cysteine peptidase a (gene casp3a). The record is from RefSeq and is a predicted model, not a curated record. Lineage: Eukaryota; Metazoa; Chordata; Actinopteri; Kurtiformes; Apogonidae. The transcript is spliced from 6 exons. Gene Ontology annotation, cellular component: cytoplasm; death-inducing signaling complex. Bases 149 to 994 code for a protein of 281 amino acids. Gene Ontology annotation, molecular function: cysteine-type endopeptidase activity. Gene Ontology annotation, biological process: proteolysis; keratinocyte differentiation; neuron differentiation.
CAUCAGCAUCUUUGUUUACUAGCCACUCAUAGCUAGCUGCACGUCCUCUGCUUCAGCACUAGUUCUUUGUCGCUUUGGGUGUGCUGUUUAUCAUACAGGGUGUGUGAGUCCAGUGUGUGCUUUGCGGUUACCUAGCUGGAUUCUAAACAUGUCGGUAAAUGGUCCCGGAGACGACUGCACCGAUGCAAAACGAGGCGAUGGACUACGGUCAGAGGGCUCCACGCCUGCCUCUGCUCCCGUGGAAGUGGAUGCAAAGCCCGGUUCCCACAGCUUCAGAUACAGCCUGAAUUUCCCCAGCAUCGGCCAGUGCAUCAUCAUCAACAACAAGAAUUUUGACAGGAGAACAGGCAUGAAUCAGCGAAAUGGCACAGACGUGGAUGCAGCCAACUCCAUGAAAGUCUUUGCAAAGCUGGGUUAUAAAGUGAAGGUUUACAACGACCAGACAGUUGAACAGAUGAGGCAGGUUUUAACAGCUGUUUCCAAGGAGGAUCACAGCUGCUCAGCCUCUUUCGUCUGUGUUUUGUUAAGUCAUGGAGAUGAAGGUGUUUUCUUUGGAACAGAUGGCUCAAUAGAGCUUAAAAACCUCACAUCACUUUUUCGAGGCGAUCGCUGCAAAUCUCUGGCGGGAAAACCUAAACUGUUCUUCAUCCAGGCUUGCAGAGGUACAGAUCUGGAUGCAGGUAUUGAAACAGACAGUGUAGAUGACGAGACUACCAAGAUCCCUGUGGAAGCCGACUUUCUCUAUGCCUACUCCACAGCUCCAGGUUACUACUCCUGGAGGAACACAAUGACUGGGUCCUGGUUCAUCCAGUCUGUGUGUGACAUGAUCAGCAAAUAUGGGAAAGAAUUGGAGAUUCUGCACAUCAUGACACGUGUUAACCACAAGGUGGCAGUAGAGUUUGAGUCUAUCUCCAACUCACCAGGCUUCCAUGCAAAGAAACAAAUCCCAUGCAUUGUGUCAAUGCUGACCAAAGAGAUGUAUUUUUCUCCUUGAUGUCUGUACAUCAUAAGAUGCCAGUGUAGCCAGGCUUUGUGUGAGGCGACGGGCUUCUAUGUGCGUAUGUGGGAUCACAAAAGGGUUAUUGGGAACUGUUAUUUUCAUUUACAAUUUCUCACUGAAAAUAUGCUUGAAACCUCAGUUGACAGUUUUUUGGGAGAGUAAAGUGAUGAAGAAUUGCUGUCAUAUUUCAUAGGUUUGGCAUUAUAAGGUUUAUGUUAAACUGAUCAUGUCAUAAAUAAUGCCAUACACCAUAUAUGGCAUUAUUUAUCAGGCUGCCAAUUAUAGAUUCCUACAUUUCAUUAUGAUCACUGAGUUCACAUUUGAUUUUUUUUUUUUUUUUUUUUUUUACACCACUGGCAACUUUAACUAGAUGCAUAAAUUGAGACUAAGAAAUGAUGAACCUGUUGAUAAAAAUUUACAUUAUGCUGACAGAUAUGUUUUCGUUGUUAUAUGAUCAUGCAUGAUAAACACAAAGCAAAAGACAGCCUCAGUUAAUCAUGUGAUACCACUGAUCUCCUCUCCAAUACCAAGUGAAACUCAAGCUAGUUAUCACUGAUGGUGAUACUUUAUACUAAAGAAACUGGAGACAGUAUGCUGGCUCUCUGAAGUAGAAUGCUGGCCCUUUGAAAUAAAUGGCAGUGAAAUACACAAUGAAAUAAAUACAAAAAUGAGUCAAUACCUAUAUUUUAAUAUAUCUGUCAGCUGUCAAUCAAAACAAAUGACACUGAUGAUUAAAGGUCCGUCUUAACUCUGUUAUGCAUUAAAACAUACAGAUUAUUAGCAAUUGAACAGCCAUUUAAUCAUGACGGGUUUCAGAAUAAUAGAAGUGGCAGAUGGAUGUGAUCUAAUGCAGGGGCACAAAUCUCACCCUGAGCUGAAAGCUACUGAUGGUGACGUUUAUUCCACUGCUUAUUUCACUGAAGCCUAGAUUCAUUUUUCUGUGUCAUAGUCACUAUAUGUGUGACAUGGAAGGAGAAAUAUUCCUCAUCAUCUUUUUACUAUUUAGCCUAGAUCUCAAAGCGAUGAAGUAGUUACUUUCUACUGUCAUGAUGAAGUUACUACAUUUAAAUAUUGAUCUUUUGAUAUGAGAAUUGAUCCUAGAAAGGAAAUGACAGGAAAUGAUAGUGAGGAAUGACAGUGAGGAAUAAGAAAAAACAUUUUAUUUGCAUGCCACUACACUCACCAUAUGAACAUCUGACCAAUCUGAGCCCUUUAUAAAUGGUCCGUUCAUGCAUUCACACCAUUUCCCUGAUCAGAUAAAGCUCCAGCUAGUCAAGCUGUACAAUUAUGUGGCACAAGAUGUGUUCUAAUCACGCAUGACAUAUUUUUCCUCCUUAUUGUGCAGGCCUGAGGUACAUAACCUUGUAAUUCCAAGCUCCUCCUUACCUCUUUGCUGUUUACAGAUAUCACAUUUCAGGGAAAUCUAUCUAAGCCAGUUCAAUGGGACAGUUGACCUGUUUUUAAUCAUGUAACCAUAGAUGGUACAGAUGCGUUAACUUUUAUAUAAAUCAGAGUUCCACUUGUUCGAGAAGAACUCUGCUUUGAAGGGAUUUUAUGUAUGUUCUGUGCCUGUUUUUAUACACCACUGUGGUUUUAUUCAGUGGAGUCACUCGAUAUUUGCUCUAAGGACUGAACAACCCUCAAAAAAAG